Messenger RNA from Penicillium macrosclerotiorum, 1197 nucleotides. RefSeq lists its product as uncharacterized. Gene Ontology annotation, cellular component: endosome; Golgi apparatus; trans-Golgi network. Gene Ontology annotation, molecular function: antiporter activity. Lineage: Eukaryota; Fungi; Ascomycota; Eurotiomycetes; Eurotiales; Aspergillaceae. The record is from RefSeq and is a predicted model, not a curated record. Bases 1 to 1197 code for a protein of 398 amino acids. The transcript is spliced from 4 exons.
AUGAGCUCUGAAGGCGAGAAGGUUCGCGCCUCUGGCGAGACCCCGCGGGAGACGUUGCCCACCGUCAACCCGGCGGCAGAGAAACAGGAGCCGCCCAAGGCCGCGUUCCACCCCGCGGUCUACGUGAGUGUCUGGAUCACUCUCAGUUCCUCCGUCAUUUUGUUCAACAAGCACCUCCUCGACUAUGCCAACUUCCGCUUUCCCAUCAUCCUCACCACAUGGCAUCUGGCCUUCGCAACUUUCAUGACCCAGAUCCUCGCCCGAACCACCACCCUCCUCGAUGGCCGUAAGAGCGUCAAGAUGACCGGCCGGGUCUACCUCCGCGCCAUCGUCCCAAUCGGCCUCAUGUUCAGCUUGAGCUUGAUUUGCGGUAACAUGACAUACUUGUACCUGAGCGUGGCCUUCAUCCAGAUGCUGAAGGCUACUACUCCUGUUGCUGUUCUGCUUGCCACUUGGGGCAUGGGCAUGGCCCCCGUGAACUACAAGACCCUCAUGAACGUCUCAAUCAUCGUCGUCGGUGUCAUCAUUGCCUCUUUCGGUGAGAUCAAGUUCGUUCUCGUCGGUUUCCUUUUCCAGUUGGGCGGUAUCGUCUUCGAAGCCACCCGUCUGGUCAUGGUGCAGCGCUUGCUCAGCUCCGCUGAGUUUAAGAUGGAUCCCAUGGUCUCGCUGUACUACUUCGCCCCUGUCUGUGCCAUCAUGAACGGCUCUGUGGCUCUGUUCCUCGAGGUGCCCCGAGUGACCAUGGACCACAUCUACGGCGUCGGCAUCUGGGUCCUGAUUGCCAACGCCAUGGUUGCCUUCCUGCUGAACGUCUCGGUCGUCUUCCUGAUCGGCAAGACCUCGUCUCUGGUCAUGACUCUCUGCGGUGUCCUCAAGGAUAUCCUGCUGGUGGCCGCCUCCAUGAUGCUCUGGAACACCCCCGUCACUCCCCUCCAGUUCUUCGGUUACUCCCUAGCUCUCAUCGGUCUCGUCUACUACAAGCUCGGUGGUGAUAAGAUCCGCGAGUACACUGGUCAGGCCAAUCGUGCCUGGUCCGAGUAUGGCAACACCCACCCCGCUCAGCGGAAGUUCGUCAUCUUCGGCGCCGCCGCCCUCAUCUUCUUCCUCUUCGUUGGUUCCUUGGCCCCAAGCUAUGCCCCCGAGUCUGUGGACCGGGUCAAGACCAUGCUGGGUGGUGCGGCUUCGGGCAACGCUUAA